Messenger RNA from Lathyrus sativus (Indian pea), 1272 nucleotides. The record is from the annotation of a GenBank genome assembly. Lineage: Eukaryota; Viridiplantae; Streptophyta; Magnoliopsida; Fabales; Fabaceae.
AUGAGCUUGUCCCUUGUUGGUGAAGCAUUAUUAUCAGUUUCACAAGGGUGGAAAGAUGCUGUGCCUAAUGCAGUUGGAUGGGAACUUAAUAAGGGAAGAAAAGUACCUAGGUGUAUUAGUCUUGCACAAUCCAUGGAUCCAACCAGGUUGGCCGUAUCUGCUGCAGAUUUGAAUUUAAAGCUUAUGAGGUGGCGUGCUUUACCAUCUUUAAACUUGAGUGCUUUGUCUUCCCUCAAGUGUCUUCUCCUUGGAGCAGGCACACUUGGAUGCCAGGUUGCGCGCAUGCUUAUGGCAUGGGGUGUCCGAAAAAUUACUCUAGUUGACAAUGGCAGGGUGGCUAUGUCUAAUCCAUUGAGGCAGUCUCUUUAUACUUUGGAUAACUGUCUUAAUGGCGGAGAGUUUAAAGCUACAGCAGCAGUUGAAAGUCUCAAACGGAUAUUUCCAGCAGUGGAAGCGGAAGGCAUUGUUAUGGCUAUACCAAUGCCUGGACACCCAGUAAAUCGCCAGGAACAGGAGAGCAUACUUGGCGAUUGCAGACGUUUGUGUGAUUUGAUUGAUGCUCAUGAUGCAAUUUUUUUAUUGACAGAUACAAGGGAAAGUCGUUGGCUCCCAACACUUCUCUGUGCCAAUGCUAACAAGAUUACCAUGACUGCAGCGCUGGGGUUUGAAAGUUUCUUGGUUAUGCGCCACGGAGCGGGUCCUUUAAGUAGCGCCUGUGAUUCGAGUGCUGAAACAGCUAGUUCUUCAUCUGCCGAUCUGUGUGUAUAUGAUGCAAAUGGAAAACAUAGACUGGGAUGCUAUUUCUGCAACGAUGUUGUUGCACCAACUGAUUCAACAUCCAACCGAACUCUGGACCAGCAAUGUACUGUGACCCGACCGGGGCUAGCUCCUAUUGCUUCUGCCCUUGCUGUUGAACUUUUAGUAGGGAUUUUGCAUCACCCUCAAGGGAUAUAUGCAGAAGCCGAUAUUAACAACAGUGUCUCCGGAGGUGCUGAGAACCCUCUUGGCAUUUUACCUCAUCAGAUUCGUGGUUCCCUUUCUCAGUUUUCUCAAAUGAGCCUUAUAGGUCACUCCUCCUCCAGCUGCACAGCCUGUUGUCACACAGUUAUAUCGGAGUAUCGAAACCGAGGAAUGGAGUUCAUACUUGAAGCAAUUAAUCAUCCUACCUACUUAGAAGAUGUAACUGGACUAACAGAGUUAAUGAAAUCAGCCACCAAAUUCUCAUUGGAGAUAGAUAGUGAAGAUGAUGAAGAAGAUUGUUUUGAAAUAUGA